GCUUGGCCAAGCCUAGACUCAGAUUCACAGCUAGCCACGAAUGUCCGUACAAGCCGUAUGGAGAGCCUCGAGCCGAGCCGAUAGUGUACCAUUCCGAGUCCAGACGGUCCUGCUGCCUUCACGCGCCAUUGAAUACAGUCUUUAUCCCAGUAGCUGCGCAAUCGCAGGCCGGACAUGAUGGCGGGGUCGCCGCUGCGCUCUAGCGACUAUCCCUCAGCCCGCCUCGAGAACUGGCACUGGAUGACCAGGACAGGCGAGCUCUCUUGUCUGGAUGAAGUUAACCAGCAUUCUCAAGUAACCAUCUCAUGCCCAGAAUCAACGUCCAGCUCCGUCGUGGGCUCCAUAACAAGUCUAUAAGUAACCUUCCAUCGUCCUGCUCUUCUGCAAACCAUCUUUCAUCGAGGCCUUGAAUAACAAGCUAGAACACUCGACCCGCUUGCCUCAUCCGUUCAUACUCCAUCACUAUCUUCUCUGACACUUGUUCCCUUAAAAGCCACCAUGGCUGAUCUGGCUACUGCCCCAGUGGUGCUUCCCGUCGGUGGUCCCCUACCUGAGAAAGAGCCAAAGGUGCAGACCAACGAGAUUCAACUUGACGAUGAGACCAACGAACUAGGGGAUAGCCAGCAGAAAGACGAAGACGUCGCGUUAACUGCACGACAAUUAUUCGCUUUCUGGGAUGGAGUCACCCACUGUGCCGAGCCGGAAAACUACAAAGAGAUCACGGCAAUGCUCCAGCAAGCGGUCGAUGAAGAAGACCAAGCGACUCCAGCUCUUGUGCAGAAUGAGUCCGUCGAGACUCCAGCCGCUGAAACCGAGCCAGAGAUCAAAGUGCGCGUGAUCAACGAUUUUGAAUACGAGUUCAUGGGAGAUAAAUAUCAAAUCUCCUGGAAUGCCGAAGGAAAGCCAGAGAGGCACCCAGCAUGGCCGUCGGAGUUCUGUUUGGUGGUGAACGACGAAGAUGCAACGAAGCCGUAUUUUCAAGUCUUCAAAAACAAGCUUGAGUCGCUGAUUGUCGACACCCAGCAUCCUGAACCCACAUCUCAUGCAUGGCCCGAGCUUGUCCAGAGGGAACCAGCUCACUUAGUUUACCAACUCGGCCGGAAGUACGUGUUUGGUCCGUCAUCCCUUGACGAAGACGGCUUGCCAAUACUCGGGUGCUAUCCGCAUGCCGAUCACUUCAACUAUGCAGAACAUGCCAUCCUUGGCGACCGACUUAGGCUCAAAUUCUCAGAGACCGAAACUGUUAGGGCAGGAGAUAGGCGUCUCAAUCUUGAGAACGGGAACAAGCUGACAUACGGUCAGAUCAAUGGCCUUGGUGGUGAUUUCUUUGCGACUAACAACCCGAUAUGCACUGGCUCGAGCUUUGAGCAGCAAUGCCAAUACUUUCUGGAUGCAUACAACCUACUUGGAAAAGCUGCGAGUGGAUCCAAGGAGGCACCAUUGAUCGACAGCAUCAAUGCGAAGGAGAUGAAGGCGGUCGAAGAAGCCAUCCAGAGUGGGCGGUCCACGAAGCAGGUCUAUAAGGACCUGAGCAGCAACGACCCCAGCAGCGUCUCUGCACUCCCCAUCACUGGAACCGACGAGAAACUCACGAAGGCGACCAUGGAGCGCGACGGACCAAGCUACGCACGCAUGGCGCUGCUCAAUCUCGAUCACUUCGGCGAUGAUGCACAUACAGCUUACAACGCCGGUCACACGUGUGCCUUGCGCGCUGCUGCAGCUGGCAAACUCGACAUCGCAUACGCCAUGAACGCCUUUGCAGACCAUUACCUGGGCGACUGCUUCGCUUCGGGGCACAUCCGAACUCCGCGACGCACACUCCACUCUCCAGCUGACGCCAUCGAAAAGGUGUGCAGCAUCAUCAAUGACAUCUAUCAGGAGGUUACCAAGGGAAUGAACGCGGAAUCCAAAAAGCAGGCGCUCCUGCAAGGUGCCAAGGACGCUUUCGUGCUCCCAUACUUGACUGCCAAACUUACCUAUCACGCUCGAGAUAUACUGGCCAUUGCCCCUGACGUCUGUUCCAAAUUCAUGCACGACGAAGAUAACAAGCGCGGGCUGGUUGUGAGGAACAAGCGCGGAGAUCAAUGGGCCGCUUUCGGAGACUCCAUGCUCUUCGAGUCGGCGAACGACCGGAACCUUAACUACAUGAAGGAGGCGUUACAGGCAUCUGCGGACGAAGUCUACCAGGCGUAUGUCACCAAGCAGGUACCCUCGGAUGUGAACGGUUUUGCCGCCUGGCGCAUCGCGCCCAGCGAGGUCCUGGCACAGCAUUGCCAUCGUCCUUUGUUCACUCCAAACGGACAUUACCGAACCAAAUAUUCAGAACCGUAUUGUUCGGACUACUCUGAUCCGAAAUCGUGGAAACCCAAAUCGUGGAAGCCCUGGGAUCUGGGCAUUCCCAUGGAUUACCCUCGCCUCAUGAAAGCGUUGAGCGACAGUGAUUACUUCAAGAAUUUGUGAACUGGUUGCAGUAUAAAUAGUGAAACUUGGAAAUCGAUAAUUCUUUACUCUUCAGAGC
Molecule: messenger RNA, 2518 nt
Organism: Paraphaeosphaeria sporulosa
Lineage: Eukaryota; Fungi; Ascomycota; Dothideomycetes; Pleosporales; Didymosphaeriaceae
Exons: 1
Coding region: 499-2460 (653 amino acids)
Source: RefSeq, a predicted model, not a curated record